Molecule: messenger RNA, 2412 nt
Organism: Schizosaccharomyces osmophilus
Lineage: Eukaryota; Fungi; Ascomycota; Schizosaccharomycetes; Schizosaccharomycetales; Schizosaccharomycetaceae
Product: HID1-like protein 1, possible Golgi protein (by similarity)
Exons: 1
Coding region: 1-2412 (803 amino acids)
Cellular component (GO): Golgi trans cisterna; membrane; Golgi medial cisterna
Source: RefSeq, a predicted model, not a curated record
AUGGGUAGUCAGCAAUCACUACUCCAGUUAAAAAAUGCUACUUUACGACUAACUGAGGAGACAAACAUUCCAAAGGCAGAUCGCCUAUGGGAAAGCUUUUGGUCCUUACCGGGAAGCUUGGAAGAAGUACUAGAGCAUAUUUCCUACAAUGAUGUACGAAAUGCUCUGAGUAAAGCACCGGAAAAUAUAUAUACGCUGGUCAGCAUACUUUUUAAGAAGCUGAUCACUUUACAAAGGUAUUCCGAAUUCUCUACGAAUGCUAAUGAUCUUGCGACGAGACACGUUCUUAACAGUAUGCGUGUAUUGAUCAGACUGAUACCUAUUUUGUUUGAGUCUCCAGCAGGUAUUCAUUGGUUUAACCAAUAUAUGUGGUCAGAGCAGGAAAAUGGGAUACCUCGAGGUGUUAAUAUCAUGGACACUAUUACAAAUUAUUUAUUUUUAACGAACUUUACAAUCCCUCCUAUUGACGAGGUUUCCAACGGAGUCAGAUACUGUAUUUGGGAAAGUGGUAUAGCAUGCCAGUCACCUUUAAAUAAAGAAGCAAACCUUAUGGCGAAUUCUGUCGAAGUUCUUCGUCUUCUAUUGGCCCUCUUUUCCGAGACUCUUUAUACAGGCAACAAUAGAUCCAGCUUUUGUUGCUCUUAUGUUGCAGCCCAUCCAAAUAAACGUUUGACAUUAUGUUUGAUAUGCUCUUUAUUAAACACAACGAUGCGUUUCAACACCCUGUGUUGGAAACCCGAGUUUGUUCCAUCCAAUCAAUUUCCCUUGCGUAUGUCGUUAAUUGAAAAUUCUCUCUCAGUUUUACUUGUGAUUUUAUCUGAAACCAGAUUUGAGUGUUUACCCGGCUUUCAUAUAAAUGCUCAGGGAGAUAAUUUAAGACCCAUCAAUCAGUUCUCAUCGUUGUUGUCAACCUUACAUUCUAUUACGGACUUCCGAAUUAUUAUAGACGGAAUCAGUCGAGUACUUUAUCCUUUCAUGCAAUCCGACAUUCCAAAGAAGGAAUCUUUGGUCAUGUACGAUUAUUAUCCGAUGAUAUUACUGUUAAGUAGGUUGAUAAUUCAGUUUAACAAAGAGUUUUGUUUAUAUCUGAUAGAAACCGAUUGCGCUACUGAUUUGUUUAUUUUUCUAAUUUAUUUGAGCUUUGAAUAUGUUGAGGACUCCGCUACAAUCUCUCAUCUGAGACUGUGUGCCUUCUUGAUUAAGCGGUUAUUAAGUGAGCGCAUUUUUUGUUAUAAGCUGAAUAAGCGAUUCCAACAACAGGCAACUUUACCUACGAAUAUGAGAAUUCCUUUUCGGGAUGGUUCGUUUGCUGAUUUUACUGUUAUUGCGUUUUCAAUAUUGCUGCAAUCAAUGAAAGAUGAGCAAUGGGAUGUGAUGGAGAUUAUAUCAGCUUCUCUUUGUCAUCUUUCCCUUUAUAUGAAAGAGAUCAACCACAGUGCUAGUAAAUCAGUACUGAGCAUAUUUCAAGCAGCUUCUCAGCCUGGAUUUCUCGUUGCAAAUGAAAACAAUUACAUAAUACUUUGCAAUAUAGUUGGUGCUAUCAGCAACAUGCUACAGAGUCAUUAUUCUGUAAACCCGUUCCUUACAUAUACUCUUGUCACCUAUUGUCAUUACGUUGAAACGCUUAGCAUGUAUUCAUUUGGAGAUAUUAUGAAACUGAGAGAAUCAAGCCCCACAGUUCAGUCGUUAUAUUGGAGUCGUGAUGGUAAAACCUUUUCCAGUAGAUCGUUCGAUGCUAUAUUAUUUACAGCUUUUCGUAUGAUUAAAGAACCUCAAAAACCCGAAUAUGCUGGAAAGACUUGGAAGGAAGGUGAAUCAAAUUUUGCUUCGGUUGUAUCUGACUCAAAAUUGAAAGAUGAAAAAGAGCAGUUACGAAAAAAUUCUAAACCCGGAAGUAUGACAGCGAAUGCCGGUCAUUCUGUCAGCAGGAGUGGUUCAGCUAGAUUACGACCAAGACUGCACCAAAAAUUGGCUGAAGAUUUAAAUACCUUGAAACACCAAGAAACGAAGUUCGACUAUAAGAAGCCGACAAAGAAAUUGUUGACACAUGCGGUCGAUUAUGAAUUUAAGCCUACACAACAGUGGUGGGAUAGUUGGUGGUCGAAAAUGAAUAUUCAACCAUUGCUUAAUGUGGUUACGGCCUUGCGUCAACCACUCAAUGGAAUGAAGCAGCGUAACUGUUCCACUUGUGAAAUAUUAUCUACAAUAAGGAACCAAAAGUUUAGCCGAGUAACAAAACCCUCUGUACCCAUGUAUCAUGAUGGCUUAUGGAAGAAAAGACAGCUUGAGUCUUCUCAAGCCUUUGUAUGGACUCUGAUCUACGAUUUGGAUAGGCCGGAACGACAAGGGCAAGGUAUAUGGACAAAUACGAAUGUGAACUCUGGCGCUCAAACAGCAACAAAAACGGGUUAA